Messenger RNA from Hydatigera taeniaeformis, 624 nucleotides. The record is from the annotation of a GenBank genome assembly. Lineage: Eukaryota; Metazoa; Platyhelminthes; Cestoda; Cyclophyllidea; Taeniidae.
AUGAGCAAAAUCGAAAUUGUUCACCAUUCUCAUUCCAGGGACGUUGGCACGCACACGUGCCAUCGAUUCCGUGGGUGUGUUGCCAUCGCACACUUUCUUCAUUCACGCCAUCAGUCUCCGAUAUUUACAUUGCCUUCCUUACCUUUUUCUCCAUCAUUCGCCAUACCGUCUUUCGGUGCACCCUCACUAAACAAGGGCGCCUUUGUGCAUUACUGUUAUUGCUGUCUGGAUGGUGCAAAUGCGUCUCCCGCAUCUGAAUGCCCACGUGAGCACUUCCUCCUCUCGGCAAUUUGCAAAAGCAAGUCUGUGAAAUCUUGGUUUCAAAGCGGCCCUACAGGGCACUCCGACGCUCUUUCAUACUCUUCCUUGCUAUUAAUGACCCCUUCCUUCGCCCCCUACUACAGGAACACUUUAUUCGUAAUUAUUUUGUCGCGAGUUAUACAGGUUUCUCGGAUGGCUGCAUAUUAUCUGUCUGUACUAAUGAUGUGCAUUAUUUGUUCCCUCCGUCCACCUAGCGGUAUUACUUUGGUCGAUCCGUCCCUUCUGAUCUCCUGCCUACAUCUUGUUGAGGAGCCGGUUAUGGAGCUCUGUUUCUACAUGGCUUUGAGGUUGAAUGUGCCGUGA